AUGUGUAAGAAUAUACAAAGUCCUGCUGAUAACGCGUGUCAUUUGACAUCACAUUCCAGAAGCAGUUUCCGAAGUCAUAAAGGUUAUCUGUCGAAUAUCGUCGUGAUUGAAGUGAACAAAGAGAAUUUGAAUAUUACAUGGCCUUAUCUUCUGCUUUCUAUUCGACAUGCAUCAUUUUUAUCCAUUGAUUUAGAACUUAGUGGCUUGGGAAUUCAAAAGGGAUGGUUAGCGAAAUCGUUAGAGGAGCGGUACGAUGUCAUCCGAAAAAGUGCUCAGAGCCGUUCGGUGCUUUCCGUUGGUAUUGCAACCUUUCAACUAAUUAGUAGGAAAAAAACAGAUGCAAAGAAGAAGCUCAAAUAUAAAUGUCAGGUUUUCAAUAUACUUACAUUGUGUACCGUACCGUUCGUUGUUGAAGCAGAUGGAUUUCAGUUUUUGUCGAAACACAAAUUCGAUUUUAAUCGAUGGGUCAGUUUGGGCAUUCCGUAUGACAGUGAUACUGAAAAGGGAAACACAAUGAAGAUAUUAUGGCAUGAAGUUUUAUGUGCCGCUGUUCCUAUUACAUUACAUAAUGGACUUAUCGAUUUGACAUUCAUUUAUCAGCACUUUUACAGUGUUUUACCGGAGACAUUCAAUGAAUUCAUUGUUAAUAUUUCUGACUGGUUUUUAUUGCCCGGAGACAUUCCUGGUCUCUAUGAUUCGAAAUAUAUUGCGGAAUAUAUUACUCGAUUUAAAGCAUCCUUCCUCGAAUAUGUUUUCAGAAAAUGUCAACGUGAAAAUGUAAUUGAACAAGCACGUAAUCGAUUGUAUGUAAGCAUUGAAUUCGAUUCCACACCCGCAGAAACGCAUUUAAAAAAUACUGUUGACAUAGUCAAUUGUAAAUUGCCCGAUAAUUUCGGUGCGAAUGCUUCGGUGGAGCUCUGUCGCUUAAGUGACGAACAAAAGGAUUCACUUUGCAAGCGAUAUUCGAACUAUGGCUUCUGUCGAACCAGGGAUUGUUCCUAUGUACAUGACGUUGACAUCCUAUUGAGCUUAGAGGAUCAGAAGCAAGCAAAGGUACGCGAAAGACGGAAAAGAAGAUAUGAUUAUGAGUCAAAACUUUCUGAAUUGGGACCGACAGAUGAUAGGAAGGAUAAGGUUUUAGUUUCAUCAAGCACUAAACAAAGAACCGCGGUGAAUGACUUGAUUUCAAUUAACACUUUGGAGCAAGAAAGAGCAAUGAAGACAUCAUUUAAUCCAACUCAGCCAACUAACUUGUUACAAUCAGUAACAGGUUGCCAUCGUGCUGGUGUGGAUUCAUUUAUGACUGGAUUUGCAGUAGUGUUUAUGCAGCGCAUGAAUCUUUUACGGACUGGGAACUUCGAUCCGAAAUGUGGCAAUCGAAUUGCUUUACCAGGUAAAAUGACACCAUUGGUACUUCAUAAAAGUGAUUACACCAAAGCAGCAGAUAGUCAUGUAGCAAAGUGGAUCGAAAUUGAACGUGAGCGGAACCGCAAAGUGCAACUGGAAAUUUGA
Acanthocheilonema viteae is the source of this 1512-nucleotide messenger RNA. The record is from the annotation of a GenBank genome assembly. NCBI's taxonomy places the organism in Eukaryota, Metazoa, Nematoda, Chromadorea, Rhabditida, Onchocercidae.